AUGCGCAUCUCACUCACUCUCUGCGCGUCGCUCGCAGGCGUCACCCUCGCCGCCUCCUCCUCGUCCAAGGCGCUGGUCGCGCGUGACUUCGACACCGUCGCCUCCGUGCUGGCCAACGUCACUGACGCCGUCAACGGGCUCUCUACCGUCGCCAACACGGGCGUCGCGGACCCGGCCACGCUCCUCACCGCCUCGGACCGCAUCGUGCAGGCCAUUCAAUCCGGCACCGCGCGCGUUAACGCUACCGGUAACUUGACCUUUAUUGAGACGGUGCACCUGAUUGCGCCGGUACACAAGCUGUCGUCGCUGUCAGGCGACCUCACCAAGAACAUGGUCAAGCUCAAGGGCUCGAUCCAGAAGCAGCGCCUGUGUGAGGUGGUGCGGCUGCAGGUCGGCAUCAUCAACAACGCCACCUCGGGGCUGAUCGCGGCGAUUGACAGCAAGGUGCCCUCGGCGGCACAAGACAUUUCCCAGGCGCUGUCGCAGGGCAUCACGGAUUCCUUGACGGACAUCCAGAAGGACUUUUCGGAUCAGAACUGCGUCGACGGGCGCAAUGAGACGACCACGUCCGCCGGUUCACCACUUGCCUUGGGUCCCUCCAGCGCCUUCGUCUCUCUGUGUCUUGGUUUAGUGACGGCUUGGAUUAUUAUCUGA
This is a messenger RNA of Cordyceps fumosorosea ARSEF 2679, 654 nucleotides long. Its product is annotated as Cell wall galactomannoprotein. The transcript has a single exon. Lineage: Eukaryota; Fungi; Ascomycota; Sordariomycetes; Hypocreales; Cordycipitaceae. Gene Ontology annotation, cellular component: extracellular region. Bases 1 to 654 code for a protein of 217 amino acids. The record is from RefSeq and is a predicted model, not a curated record.